AUGGAAAACGAAUUACUUAUAAAGGGUAUUGAUGAAUUAGAAAAUGAUACUCAAAAUACAUACCAAGCAAUAAGAAAUCUCAUUCCUAAGUAUAAGAUUGUAGUUGAGAAAUGUAUGUUAUUUGAUAGAGCUGAACAACAAAUGAUUAAAGCGGCAGAAGGACUUGUAGAAUCAAUGGAAACGAUGGGUGAUUGUGGGCAUAAUGACUUAAAUGUUGGAAUGUUAAAUAUUGCAAAUAUGUUUUCGAUGUGGAAGAAUAAUUUGAUAGAAAUAACAGAUCAAUUCAAAAUUAUUUGCGAAAAUUUAGUAAAUGAUUCAACAAAUUUACCUAAGGAACUUGACCGAGCACGAGAUGAGGCUAAAAGUAAUAAAUCCAAAGCAAAUGACGAAUGGAAAAAAAUUAGUAAGAAAAUUGAUACAACAAAGAAAAAUAAAAAAUUACUUUUAAAAAACCCCAACAUCAUUAAUGAAAUGGAACAAACUGAAAAAGAGAAAAAAGAAGUUUUAAAGAUAGUAACUAUUGAAGCUUAUAAAGAUGCUUUAAAUCUUCUUCGUGGAAGUUAUGGAACAAUUUUUGAAAAUUUCAAGAAAGUUUAUGACGUUAAAGUAACUGCUGAUUCUAAAGCAGAACAAAUUUUUAAUGCACAGAUUAAAGAUAUUAAUGAUUUAAUUAAUUAUACAAAGGAUAUACCACAAAAAUGUAAUACAUUAUUCUCAAUGUAUAAUAACAAAUUUAUAGAUGACACUGCAUUUAAAGAAGAAUCAAAAGAAUUACUUAUUGAAAUAGGUUUCAAUAAAUAUGCUGUCCAAAAACAAGAUAUAGCGGAUCGUUUAUUAAAUUCAGUUAAAACUGCUGUCGAAAAUGGAUUAUUUACAACAAACCUUGUAAAAAAGUUAAUGGACUCUAUUCCAGAAGAUGCAAAGAAACCACCAGUAGAAGAAGAACUGAUUGAUAUUUUGGAACCAAUUCAAGAAGACCAACAACAACUAACUCAAUCAACACCAGUUAUAGGCCAAAAGAAGGAAGAACCAAAAAAGAGUUCUGAUAUGAUCAAAUCAACUAUUCCUAACAAUAAUCAUCUUGUUGAAAAGGCUUAA
This is a messenger RNA of Entamoeba dispar SAW760, 1098 nucleotides long. RefSeq lists its product as uncharacterized. Bases 1 to 1098 code for a protein of 365 amino acids. Lineage: Eukaryota; Evosea; Mastigamoebida; Endamoebidae. The record is from RefSeq and is a predicted model, not a curated record. The transcript has a single exon.